This is a messenger RNA of Trichoplusia ni (cabbage looper), 2250 nucleotides long. RefSeq names its product myogenesis-regulating glycosidase-like. Gene Ontology annotation, biological process: carbohydrate metabolic process. The record is from RefSeq and is a predicted model, not a curated record. Lineage: Eukaryota; Metazoa; Arthropoda; Insecta; Lepidoptera; Noctuidae. The transcript has 9 exons. The coding region runs from base 81 to 2111 and encodes 676 amino acids. Gene Ontology annotation, molecular function: hydrolase activity, hydrolyzing O-glycosyl compounds.
UAGAUACUGUUGUGAGAUGAUAGACGCAUCAAGAUACUGGACCAGUUAUCACGACAGUCGGUGCCUAUUUGUGUAACACGAUGGCGGCUCUUCAGGCGUUUGUGGUAACAGCGCUGAUCGCCGGAGCCUUUUCCGCGGCAGUAUUGGACGAGGCUUCCAUCCGCGCUGAUGACGUCACUCUUACGUUGGAACCUCAACUCACUGGGGGAUUCAACGUCGUAUUGAUUGAAGAGAAUGAACGCUCAACUCUAGGUCAAAUAGGCAGGACUUUAGUAGGCCCCUACACAGUUGAAGAGAUUGAAGGCGGAGUCUUUGUUCAGAUCGGAAACGUCAACCUGACACUGAAAACAGUUUACGAUUCUACUGCCAAGGCAAGAGGGAUCAAAUUUGACUGGCAGGCCAGCGCAGCCAACAGACUGGAAGACUGCAUUGAUUUUGGCUCCAAACACUGGUACGCAGGCCCGAUGCAAGUAGACCAGGUUUACCCGAUAGAAACCGCCACCCAAGUGUACAAACCCAGCUACAUCCAGGAGACUGACAAUGGAGCCAUCAUGGAGAGAUACUGGCUCAACUCCGCAGGAGAAUACAUCUUCGUGCAUGACGAAGUACCCCUGUUUGUCGACUACAAGAACAUCCUGAACAACCACAUCUGCUUCGGAGCUCAACUAGCUGAACCUUACUCAUCUCAGAGACCACGUACAGUACUCACUUAUGAUGUCUGGUUCUUGGCAAAUGCUAAGGUAGCUCACAAGCACGCCGUAGCUAACUAUUUGGGUAAGCCAUCAGGCACGCCUGACUUCCGCAUGGUCCAGCACCCUAUUUGGUCUACUUGGGCACAGUAUUCAAGAGAAAUUAACGACACGAAACUUUUGGACUUUGCCCAACAAAUCAGGGAUCACGGUUUUGAAGAUUCUCAAUUUGAAAUCGACGACCAAUGGGAGGUGUGCUACGGGUCUCUGACGGUGAACGAGGAGAAAUUCCCGGACUUCAACAAGACAAUCCAAGACAUCAAAGCUCUGGGCUACAGGGUCACUAUCUGGGCGCAUCCAUUCAUCAACAAGAACUGCGAGCCUUGGUACUCUGAGGCUUUGGGUAACAAUUUCUUCGUUGUAGACGAAGCUGGCAACCCGGACACUUCCUGGUGGAACAACAACGGGUCUAUCCCGGGAUACAUCGACUUCACCAACCCGGAGGCGGCUGAGUGGUACUACCAGAGGCUGAAGGCUGUGCUCGACACCUACGAUAUCGAUAGCGUAAAGUUUGACGCUGGAGAAGCAAGCUUUGCACCUGAGAUCGGUGUGCAGAGCGGCAACAUUGAACUGCAACCUCAUCUCCUUGUUCAAGAAUACGCCAAGGUGUGCGCACGAUUUGGUGACAUGGUUGAAGUCCGAGCUGGAUUCAGGACUCAAGACCUCCCCAUUUACGUUCGCAUGGUGGACCGCGAUUCCAUCUGGGGUCUAAACAACGGCCUGGCCACCAUCAUCACGACGACCUUCCAGAUGAACCUGAACGGGUACCCCUUCGUCCUGCCUGACAUGAUCGGAGGGAACGGGUAUAACCUGGACCACGCACAAGCUGACCUGCCAACUAAGGAGCUGUUCAUCAGAUGGGUCCAAGCUAACACUUUCUUACCAGUGAUGCAGUAUUCGUUUGCUCCAUGGAAUUUUGAUAAUGAGACUGUACAAAUCAGCAAGAAGUACACCGAGCUGCACGCGCAGUACGCGGAGCUGAUCUUCUCGGCCAUGGAGGCGGCCGUCAGCGACGGCACGCCCGUCAACACGCCGCUCUGGUGGAGCGACCCUAACGACCAAGAGGCACUCCUUAUUUGGGACGAGUACCUCCUAGCCGAAACUAUCCUAGUAGCCCCAGUGUUGACCGAGGGCGCUACCUCCCGAGACAUCUACCUGCCCGCCGGUACCUGGUACGAGGAGGGCGACCGCGCGAGGGCUGUCGAAGGCCCCAUCUGGAUCAAGAACCACCCCGCACCGCUAGACGUGCUCCCAUACUUCGUCAGAGACAAACAGAAUGUUCCCGACGCCGGUACUACUCUCUACACGUCUGCUGCCCUAGUACUUUUAGGCUUGGUCGCGAACAUUAUUAAUUUAAUGUAAAUAACGCUGUAAAUGAUAAUUUGUUAGAAAAGUAUAAGAUUUUACUAUGUAUAUUUUAUUGUUUAAUCUGGUCGUUUUCCUUUCAAGUUAUGUUUUCUUGGUUAAUUUUAAGUAUUAGCAAUAAAUAAAUGUUGUUGAA